This is a messenger RNA of Venturia canescens, 6579 nucleotides long. RefSeq lists its product as uncharacterized. Gene Ontology annotation, cellular component: membrane. The record is from RefSeq and is a predicted model, not a curated record. The transcript has 3 exons. Bases 2365 to 4710 code for a protein of 781 amino acids. Lineage: Eukaryota; Metazoa; Arthropoda; Insecta; Hymenoptera; Ichneumonidae.
CGCCGGCCGCGGUAAAUAAUAAGCUCUCUUGGAACGAUUUGUUCUUGCUCGCGAAAAAAAAGUGUCGAGAAGGGAUAGCUCGCGUGUACAAGUGGUACAAGUCAUUCGGAGGGAAAUGUGAGCGGUAGUUACCAAGUGAGAAUAUCGUGCGUAAACAUCAAUGUGUAAAUACGAACCUCCUCCGAGAAACACGCUACGGUGGAACGAGAGAGUGGUUGGCAGGGAGGAAACUAGAAAAAAGCUCUCGGAAGAUUUCCGGUAAAAAAAAAAGAAAGAGCUCUGCGCGGCUUUCCUACGAAAUCCUGCGCCUCCCAGCGACUGAAUCGAGUAACAUUAUCUCCCAAAUGAAAGAACAAAGUACUGUGCGCCCUCCGGGAGAUAAAGUUUCUCGUUGGAAGGAAGCGAUAAUAAAGCCGAAAUAAAAUUGGGGAUAAAUAAAAAUAAAAUGAAAUUCAAUCUAUCGGUCAACUUAGGUUUGUUACUACACAUUAUUAAUUUUUUAACGUGUUGAUUUGUGGAUUUGUGCGGUCGCGGAACUGACAUCGAAGCCGCGAGAACAGAAAAUGCGAUCGAAGCAUAACUAAUAAAACAUACGUAAAUCCCACACGACUCUUCAGCUUUUUCUCUACCUCCCUCUUCCUCUCUCUCUUUCUAUCGUGUUCUCGGUGGUUUGUGUAGAGGGCUGAAAGUCUGCCCGGUCGUCUAGCACAAUUGUCAGUGUCGGUCAGCCGUCUUGACAAACAGCCAAGGGCUAGUUUGCUAGUUUUGCUUAACGAUAAAAAAGAAAGAGAAUAAAAGUGUCUUGAGAGAAAAAAGAGGAAGUAGAAAGUAAAAAAGAUUGUCCGUUCUCGAGCAAAGUUGGCUCGCUUCGUGUCAAUAUUCAUUCUUUUUCUUUUAUAUAUAUUUUCUGUUUCGACGACGAUGGGGAAAUUUCUAUUAUCGUAACAGCCCGUUGCUCUCCUCCCUCUUUCUCUCCGCGACAUUAGACUGGAUUUAACAGCCCAGCCGCUCAUUCCUCUCUGUGUGUUUUUCACGAAAAACAUUCCAAUAAUUACAGGGUGCAGUCAAGAUUAAUAUUUCCGACGUAUCAAUAUCGCAUUUACAGAUACAAAUGCGGGAGCGAAUAAAAUUAACACCGAGUUUCGAUAAUAAAGGAUGUACAAACAGAACGUCGAGAGAAAAAAUCAUUUCUCGUGUCGUCAAGUGCUCCUCAUCGAGUGUGUGUCGGUCGACUGAGAAACAAAAGAAAAGGGGGUUUAAAAUUGUGACUCAACGUUAGGUUGUCCGAGUGUCAAAAUGAACUUGGGGAAAAAACGAUAGUGCGAACAAAUAAACUGAAAGGCGAUAAGGAGAAAAAAAACGUCGAGUGUUAUCGUGCGUGUGUAUUGUUUUUCUAGUACUCUAAUAAACAAUGAAAUGGCAGCGUUCGUCGUGAUUAUCCAUGAAUAUAACAAUAAAGUGCAAAAUCAAUGGGCGUUCGCGGAUUCCCGAGCUCGAAUAAUCUCGUAACCAUGAGCAGGGAUUGUGGAAAUUCGCGGGAAUACGAAACUGCAUUGAUUACUUGGAGUGAUUUGAGGAAAAUAAUAAAAUCUCGUGAUUUCAAGAGGUGCGAAAGGUCAUCGAGGACGCGGUCGUUGUACAGCGAAAUUCCGAAAGUCUCAUUGAUUAAAAAAGCGACUACCAUGUUUCUUCAUUGAAUCUCCGGGAGGGAAGAAGAAACCCGAGGAGACUGGUGUCCCAGUGACUCGAAAACCUCGUUGUCAACUCUUUCAUUUGUUUUCUAACGAGACUCGACUAUAAUCUUCUCUUCGUCCGUGCGUGUUUUUAAUCCGAUCUUCCCUCUCCCCCUUCCCUCCCUCCCUCCCUCCCCCCCGCCCCGCCGGCUUUGUCCCGAAGCGAAGAUGACAAACAGGUGCAAACCCGGUUGACACAUUCGAUCGACAAAUUCCCCUUCGAUUUUGACAAUAUUUUUUUUUCCUUUUUAUUUUUUUCGUCGUUAUACAUUUCGGAUAUUUUUUCGCGCUCGAUCGAAUAGCGAGAGGAAUCGAGGAAUCAUCGAGGCGAGCGAACCAAGGUACAAUCGGAUCGAGGAGGAAAGAUGCGUCGGUCCGAGUCGUCGGAUCAAGACUCGGGGCGCGCGAGUCCCCGAGCUCCGAGUCUCGCGUGACAUUCGACCCCUCGCGGCACGAAGGAUCAAACGAGCAUAAACGGCAAGAGAAGAAGAAGAAGAAGAAGAAGGAGGAGGAGGAGGAGGAGGAGGAAGAGAGGGGAGGAAAGAUCGGAGAAUCGUUGGAGGGUGUCGGGGCCGAGGUGGAAAAGAUUGGUGGAGAUUGAUGUUACGGUGUAAAAGGCGUGAAGAGUAGCAUGACGGUGAUGCUGCUGCAACGUUUCGCAAGCCCUCACACGAAUCAAAGCCCGAAGGGAAACGAGGACACGGCAACAUCGGCACUGUCGUCGACGGUUGGCUCGGGAACAUUCGCGCAAUCGACAUCGCCGUCCGUAACGUCCCUGUCUACCCCGUCACCCACCCCGUUGCCCUUUCUCUUUCUCCUCGAGAGUCAGGAGUCCUGGGAAGAGGAUCAGGAGGACGUCCCGAGUAUAAACAGCGACAACUGCACCUUGCCGAACGAGUCGUGCCCGAGCAGCGUCGACUAUCCGAGUCGCGUUUACACGCGGUUCACCGUAUUACCGGCACCGGGAGCCUCCGAAUCGUUGAUAAUAAACGAGAGUCGCCUCAGCGGCGGCGGCGGCGGCGGCGGCGGGGGAACGAGCGCAACGCGGACGAACCACCGCGAGAACAAGGAUUUCGAGAACGAAAACGUAAACAAUAAUUUUACAUUGAGAAACAACAACAACAACAACCACAACAACCACAACAACAACAACAACAACAACAAUAACGAAAACAACAACAACAACAAUAAUAAUCGUAGAAAUAGCAGGAACGCUUAUCGAGGCAACAGCGGGACGAACAGCGUGAUAAUAUUGAGGGAGCUCGAGGAGUACGCGAGAGGAGGAGGAGGAGGAGGAGAAAAGUUGGGCUGUCAAUUGGUCCAGGAUAAAAGCGGUAUACAGGGUUGGAUCGCGGGCGGCGAGGCUCCCGGUUCGGGUGCAGGAGCUCCCGGUACUCUGGGAGGAGUGCGAGAUUGCAGCGUCGGUAUCGCAGCAGCCGGUAGCGGAAGCGUAACAGGCGGGGCGAACGGGGGCGGCGGUGGCGUCUGCGGAAGCGGAUCGGGCUCGGGUCGAUUGGGCGGACAAUUGGGAGGACAAGGAUUGACCUCGGACAGUUCAACUUUCCCGGCGGAUUCGCGAAUCGGCGGGGGCGCCGGGGCCGUCGCCGCUUGCACCGCGGCUACGGCUGCUUCGAACGCGUCAACCUGUGGACCCGUCGCCGGUCUCACGCGUCUCGACAGUCAGGGUGUCGCGAUGCGAUAUUACCGACUGUGGAUAUACGCGUGUAACAUUGUUCUUCUCGGCAGUGCUGUCGGUUUCGCCGCGGCGGUCUCCCGCACCUUGGUCUUCACCGGUGACCCGAGGCGUUACCUCGUCCCCGGGGUCCCGCGGGCCCUCGAUCCGACCGCCCUCUACGGCUAUCUGGCCCUCGCUACCCAACUCGGACUGGUCCAGCUCCUCGGCUGCAUCGCCGCGAGGAGGCUCAGCGCCAAGCUCCUCAACGCCUAUUGGAUGCUCCUGCUCGCCCUGCUCUUCGGCGAUGCGGUCAUAGGCGUAGCUUGGGUAUUCAGGUUCGGGAGAAUGAGGGCCGAGCUACGGCCGAGCUUGCGGCUUCGCCUCCAGCUCGAGUACGGCAAGGACAACCGCUUCAGCGAACACUGGGAUCGUUUGCAGCGCGAUUUUUCAUGCUGCGGCAUCGCCGGCCACGAGGACUUCGAGGCAACCAACUUCGAGAGCCUUCCCCCAACCUGCUGUCCCCCCGGGAGCCUCGUCGCGAGCAACAACUCGAGCGACACCUGCCAACAGCCCUAUCCGAGAGGAUGCGAGGACAGCCUCGUCGACUGGCUACGCAAAACUACCGAUCUUCUCUUCGUACUCGGCAUUUGCGUUAUCGCAUUCGCCAAACUGUGCUUUCUCGGUAUACUCAGAUACGAGAUCCGAGAAAUGAUUCAGAAGAUACGACUCCUCAGGGAACCUCCCCUCCCACCCCCAUCCGCCAUCCUGGGUGGCUCCUCCUCGAUUCUGUGCACCUCUCCUCCCUUCGUACAGUCUUUCUCGCAACUCGGCGUCUCGCCGGUCGUCGAUUCUAUCCUCACCACCGCCACUACCAACACUCACAUCAGCAACAACAACAACAACAACAACAACAACCACAACAACCACAACAACAACAACAACAACAACAAUGCGGGAAUCGGCGCUGGUCCGCGCAGAACGACCCUCCCCGUCGCCGUCCUACCCUCCGGAAAUUCUUCGAUUCUUCAACACUCGGACGAUUACAGCGGAGUUCGACACCCGCUAUUGUCGAGUAAUUUACAGGACGGUGGAGCGGACAGCGACACGAACAGUCAUUGCGCGUUGAUACUGGAGGAGACGACACCACCAUCGAUAAGCGGCGGUUGUACAGCGAACGCGAGACCGGACAAGAGUAACGGCAACAACAAUUACGAGAUGCGUGAAUUUAACCGAAGAUUGUUAAUCUCGAACGGGGGCACACCGGGCAACUUGAAUGCCGGAGCUCGUAAUCGACGCACCUGACUAUGGAAGUGGUGGCGACGUACGUCAAAUCGUUUUCUCUAUAGAACCAACGGGCCCGCUGAACUUACGCUCUACACCAAGUAAUGUCGAAAAAUACCCGUUUUCCUAUGAAAAAGAAGAGCUAAUUUUCUCUUCGUGUUCCUCAAUUAUUCUCGCGCCCUCUCGGAUUUCCUUCAACGUCAGUUGCGAAUAGCAUCUUGAGAAAAUUCGGUUAAUCGACUCUGGGGCACAUUCGGACAGCAAAUUUUCUUAGAUUCUCUGUAGAACGUAAUUUCUAAACGAUGUGAAAAAUCACGACUCUUCGGUAUGGGCGUAUCGAGCCAAAAAUAGUCGAAAGUCCGUGUCACCCCCUCGAUUUUCCAUUAAUUCGUUCACCGUUGAAACGACAACUCUUCUUGUUCCCGCUGGCGAUUCGCCGAAACGAUUUGAAAUAUGGGUUUCCCUACCACUUCCGGUCCCUGCAACACGAUACGGUCUCGAUAUUGGAUCGACUAGUAUCGCUACUGCCAGCAAGGCGUACGUCAAUAAAAUUCUGCCGCCACCAAGCUCCGUGCGUAAACAAAAAAGAAAAUUAAAAAUCUUGCGAGACAGAGAGUGGGAGGGGGGGGGGGGGGGAGCAGGGCAGGAAAGAAAGACAGUCAUGAUGCAUGAGAGAAAAGGGGGGAAACACACACACACACACGCGCGCGCAAACGCGUCUGAACACAUGUACUUGGUGUACGUAUAUGUAUUAGAAUGUACUCGCGAAAUCGCGCAAACAAUGUACAUAUAUAGAGAAAGAAAUCUGCUGAAAAAUUUGAACGGCAGAAUCGGCGCGGACUCCUGUGACGAGGGACUUCAACGGAGGCGUAAAUUUGACGCUGUGCUCGAACGAGAUUUACAAAUGUUAACACUGGCUUCCUAUCUAGAAUUAGAUGCGCGUCAAAGUUGAGGUAUUAGAGGAAAGAGGAAUGGACGAGGAGCAGAGUACGGGAUAAGAUGGGAAGUUUUGAAAAGAGUAAAAACAAACAAACAAAAAUGGGAAAAUGAAGACAAACAAAACAUUCAGACUGUACAUAACGACAACGUGUAGGGUCGUUCGCCGACGUACCGUAGAUAGUCAUUUAAUCGAGUACCUGUCCUUUUGCAUUAGCAUUGUACCUAGACGAGGCAAAACUUCAAUAAUAUUAAACAAGAAACGAGAACAACUCGCGAUCGACAGCUUACUAAAAAAUAAGAAAAUUAAAAUAACGAAAAGAAAAAAAUAACAAAUAACGUAAUUGAAUUGAUGUAAUAUGUGACGAGAAAGUCCAAAAAUACUGCGUCUAUGUAUACACGGAGACAUAUUUAAACAUAUUAUGAAUAAAAUAUAAAAAAAUAAAAUGGAAACAGGAAGAAAAGUGCAGAAGUAAACCACGGACCAUCGAAUAGAAAAUAAUAAAAAACAAUUCGCUCGGCGCGCACAUUCGACACUUUUCGUUUCUAAUGCUUUUUGAAAAAUCUAUCAAAACUGUACGAGAAGUGAGGAAACGAGGAGUCGUCAAUGUGCAAAAGCAAAAAACCCGGCAGAAGGAAGGAAGGAGGCACGAGAAAAUCAAUACGAAACAAAAAAAGAAGUCUGUUGCAUGCUUUGAACUCGUAACCAUGGAAUUUACACGUAUUCAUUAUGGACAGUAAACCGAACCAUUUCGUGCGAACGAUUAUUGAUGGGAAAAGAAACGUUUGAAUGCCCACCGUGCUUAAAAAAAAGCCGCGUUUUUUCGGAGCAUCAAUAAUAUCCCACGAAUUGGCGACGCGUAGCUUAACGAAAGCUCACACACCUCGCUAAAGGCGGCGUAUAUUAAAAACGGAGAGUGGUGCGAGAAAAAAACGGUGAGAGAGAGAGAGAGA